Messenger RNA from Mya arenaria, 1206 nucleotides. RefSeq lists its product as uncharacterized. The transcript has 2 exons. Gene Ontology annotation, molecular function: oxidoreductase activity. The record is from RefSeq and is a predicted model, not a curated record. Lineage: Eukaryota; Metazoa; Mollusca; Bivalvia; Myida; Myidae. The coding region runs from base 205 to 1164 and encodes 319 amino acids.
UGUCAGCUGUCAAACAGUGAAGGCUGUGUUCGGCAAUACAUUUGGCAAGAGAUGCGUGACAGGCCAGUACGAGUUUCGUUUACAGUGUUCAUCACUGAGUACAGUAUGUAAUAAAUAAGCUCUGAUCAAUGAAAGAGGUGGUUCCAUCGCCAAAGAGUCCGGAAAGGAGCACAGAUCCAUGUUAUUGUGAAUUAAUCAGGCAAGAUGGGUCGGUGGCUGCAGCUGCUGGAAACCGGUACAAACGAGCCAGCCUCGGACGAAAACCAGUACUUUGUUCCAACAGAAGUACUUCAGCAUAUAGACAUGGGGAAGUUUCGGAGAGGCCAGAUGUUCUUUCAGAGAAAUCUUUUUCAGUGCAUCAUUGCGAUGCUUACUUCAUUAGUUGCAGGCCUAAGUGUGAAAAAUUUGUUAGACGUUUUAGUAGCGACGGAAAAGUCGUCAACUGCAAGAACUUCAUUUUUUCGGUAUUUGCACACUUUUCACCAUUUAUUGAAAUGGCAUUACGGAAAUGUGUUUGACACGGCUUCGUCAGCUGGCGUGUCUAUCCAGAAAGUUAGGGAAAUGCACUGUUCUGCUCGAAAACUCAUGCAUUCUCUGGACAAAGCACCAUCGAAAUUGUGCGCAGACGUGUUCUGUUGUCAUGGAAACAUGUACGUAUCCCAAUACGACAUGGCAGUGGUACAGAGCGGUUUCUUCGGUGCAGUGAUCAUGCACCCAAGAGAAAUGGGCAUAAAUUGCAGCGUCGCGGAACUGGACGAUUAUGUUUACUUCUGGAGAUGGAUUGGUUAUCUACUGGGAUUAAGAGACAAAUAUAAUAUUUGUAUCGGGGGAUAUCAAAACGCUUAUGAUAUUUGUAAGGAAAUAGAACAAGAAAUUAUUAUUCCUGCGUUAGAUAAUCCUCCUCGACACUUUAAUGAGAUGGCACAAGCCUUCACUGACGGGUUAAACUUGUUUGCAAUGGUUCCAUUGUAUUCGACACCCAGUGUAUUAGGUCGAGGUUAUGACAUGAUCAAUAGGAAAGCACCUUUCAAGCUGUCAUUUAAGGAUAAAUGCAGAAAAGCAGUAUUAUCAUUAUUAGUCAGUGCAGUAUUUUAUGUACCUGUUUUCUCAAAAUUGUGUAACUGGUCGAUAGAAAAGGCGUUUGCAUGUCAUAGAAUUACAUGAUAUUAGUCAUGAAAACAUUUGUUGUUGAAUAAAUUCUUAGAU